Molecule: messenger RNA, 1467 nt
Organism: Serendipita indica DSM 11827
Lineage: Eukaryota; Fungi; Basidiomycota; Agaricomycetes; Sebacinales; Serendipitaceae
Source: the annotation of a GenBank genome assembly
AUGUCCACAUUGCAACCACCGGCAUAUGUUCUGAGCAACCGUUGUCCGAUAUCGUGGCCCAGUGCAACUCCCUUGAUGCUGGACUACCCUUUGAUUCCACAAGAGACAGAAAUAUCAAGCGCCUUCGUCCACCGAGUAUAUAUAGAAGCGUUGUGGCUACCAGAGUCGGUCAUGCCAUUAAGUCACCUCGUUCAGUCUAUACGACGCAUCAGAGACUCAACAAGACAACAAGCCCCCGCAGAGCCUCUACGAGAGUUACUCAAACCUUUGCUUCUCUCAUUACAAUCUGUCGAGAAAAAAUAUCAAGAAAUACUCCCCACACUUCUUCGGGACCCUCAAGCUGCGAUGGAACGGGAGACUAUUGAGGCAGAAGAGAGUGCGAUGUGGUAUGCAUGGCAUCACGGACGACCCCCAGUUCGUCAUUUUCCAGAUCCGGACAACGUCGAUGAGGAAAAGUGGAAGAAGCAGUGGAUGAUUGAUAUGGAGAGGCGCGAAGUUCUUGUGCAAAUCCUCUUACAUUUUAUAUAUCUAUCACUCUGUCCUUCCCCGGCCGAGUCUGGUAUCUCUCCUGAUCGCUCGCGGAAGCGUAACCGCAAGUCGCUCCAUAACUCGCCGGCCAAGCGACGAAAGCCUGGAAAGGACGACCGAUCGCCAUCACCGCCACCUCUUUCUGCUCAAGAUAACCUGGACACGUUGACUGACCGUCUUGCUCUGUGGCAAGCGAUCGAGGAGGACUCGGAAAAGUAUCUCAAACGGCCAGGUGAUAAUGGCAGAGACUGGAUGAGAGCGUUUUUUGAGGACGAUGUAGCCUUUCAACUCCCAGAUCUCAUCAAGCAAUUUGAAGCCAAGAUUAUCCCACCCAAAGCCGAGGAAAGCAGUGAAGACAGCGAUGAGCUCGUUCCCAAGGUGGGGAUGAAGCCCAGAUCAAAAGCACUACGUCAAAAGCCCAUGCUUACAGCGGCGGAUCUCGACGACCUUCCAAGGAACACGAAUCAGCAAAAAUCUACGUCAAGAUCGAGCUCGCGUGCCCGGUCAAUGUCAGUCGAACCGGUGGACAGACGAAGUCGCAGCCGGAGUGUUUCCCUCGCAGCCGAGGAAAUCAAAGUGGUUGGAGGGAAAAGAGGAGGAAUCGUAGGAAAUUCAAGGCUGUUCGCUAGCGAAGUGGAAAUGCGGCGGCAAGCGCCUGUGGGUACUAAGCGAGUUGUGAGUGGACCAAGUCACCCUGGCCUCGAUGCAGAGCCCAGGAGGUCAGAGGUCAAGUCGAAGGCGGUCAAAGCGCGACGAGUAUCGACCACUCUCGUUGCGGAGACUCCUCCACGCUCAUUGACGAGACGAGAAUGGACUGGUGCCGAAUCCGAUGAUGAUAUUGUACCAGACUCACCCGAGCUGGUUUAUCUUGGAAGCAGACGAUCGACUGACGUCGUGGCAGAGACACCUGUAAAGUCAAAGAGUGGCUUAAAACGAUGA